CUCGUCCUGACGACGCUCGCGUCGCUCCCGACGCUCGCGACCGCGUUCAAGGCUGCCGACUUCAAGACGUGCGCGACGUCGUCGUUCUGCGCGCGGCACCGCGAUCGCGCCUCCUCGGACCGCGGCGCCUACCGCGUCGCCGCGGGCGGGUUCGCGAUCUCGGGCGACGCGGACCCGGAAAACACGAGUUCUUCUUCCACCGCGCCGCUGCGACUCAGGAUAUCCGCGUACGAUAAGGGCGUCGUCCGCGUCCGCGUGGAGGACCCGAGCGCGCCGCGGUACGAGGUCCCGGACGUGGUCCUCCCAGAGCUGGAGACGGACGGCGCGAUGGGAUUUUCAUCCGAGACGCCGGUGGGGUCGGAGGUUAAGGUCGUGAUCGAGCACGCGCCGGUGAAGAUAACGACGCUCGUGGACGGCGUCGAGGCGGUCGUCUUCAACGCGAACGGCGCGUUUGAGUUUGAGCGGCGAAAAACGAAAUCCGAGGAGGACGCGCCGCCGCCCGAACCUUCUCCGGAGACGUUUAAUUCACACACGGACUCGCGCCCGAACGGCCCGAUGGCGCUGUCGUUCGACAUCACGUUCCCGGACGCGUCGCACGCGUACGGCUUACCCGAGCGCGCGACGACCAUGUCGCUGCGAGAGACGAAAGCCGCCGACGGCGCGAUCGCGACCGAGCCGUACCGCUUGUACAACCUCGACGUGUUCGAGUACGAGCACGACUCCCCGUUCGGAUUAUACGGCUCGAUUCCGAUGCUGCUCGGGCACUCCAGCCGGCCGCCGCGCGUCCACGGGGUGUACUUCAACAACCCCACGGAGCUGUACGUGGACGUCACGAAAGGCGGCAGCUCAGGUGGCAUCUCUUCGCACUGGAUGGCCGAGAGCGGCGCGUUCGAUCUGUUCAUCUUCCCCGGCCCGUCGCCCCGGGAGACGAUGCGGCAGUACUCGAUGAUCACCGGCGGCACGGCGAUGCCGCCCGCGUUCGCGCUGGGAUACCACCAGUGCCGGUGGAACUACAGGGACGAGGCGGACGUCGCCGCGGUCGACGCCGGGUUCGACGAGCACGACAUCCCGUACGACGUGUUGUGGCUCGACAUCGAGCACACGGACGGGAAGCGGUACAUGACGUGGGACGGCGCGACGUUUCCGACGCCGAGGCGGAUGAUCGAAGACGUCGCGAGCCGCGGUCGGAAGAUGGUCACGAUCGUGGACCCGCACGUCAAGAAGGAUGCGAACUACCCCGUAUACAAAGAGGCCGAGAGUAAAGGCUUAUUCGUGAAGCAGAAGGACGGCGUCGGCGACUUCGACGGGUGGUGCUGGCCCGGGAGCAGCGCGUAUCUGGACGUGACGUCGCCCGCGGUGAGGGCGUGGUGGGCGGAUAAGUUUUCGCUGAAAAAUUACCAAGGCAGCACGAAAGACCUGUACAUAUGGAACGACAUGAACGAGCCGUCCGUGUUCAACGGCCCGGAGAUCACGAUGCAGAAGGACUUGAUUCACCACGGGAACGUGGAGCACCGGGAGGUGCACAACGCGUUCGGGAUGUACUAUCACGCGGCGACGGCGGCUGGAAUCGAAAAGAGAAACGACGGCGAACGGCCGUUCGUGCUGUCGCGCGCCUUCUUCGCGGGGACGCAACGCGUCGGGCCGAUAUGGACCGGCGACAACGCCGCGGAUUGGAACCACUUGCGGGUGUCGCUGCCCAUGGUGCUCACCCUGGGCGCGACCGGUCUCGCCUUCUCCGGCGCCGACGUCGGAGGUUUCUUCGGCAACCCCGACGGGGAGCUCAUGACGCGGUGGUACCAGACCGGGAUUUACUACCCGUUCUUCCGCGGGCACGCGCAUCUGGACACGAAACGUCGCGAGCCAUGGCUGUUCGGGGAGCCGUACACCGCGCUGAUUCGCGCGGCGAUUCGCCGGCGGUACCAGCUCAUGCCGUAUCUGUACACGUUGUUCGAAGAGGCGCACCGCGACGGCGCUCCCGUGAUGCGACCGCUGUGGUACGAGUUUCCGAACGAUCCGCACGCGGCGGCGAAAGAGGACGCGUUCAUGCUCGGCCCCGCGCUGCUCGUUCACCCGGUCACGACGCAGGGCGCGAGCUCCGUGGAGGUGUAUUUACCCGCGGGGGUGUGGUACGAUUACGACACGAACGAGAUGCACGCGGGACCGAAGACGUUUUCAGUCGCGGUGACGCUCGCAGACACGCCCACGUUCGUGCGCGGGGGGCACGUCAUCGUCCGCAAGGAUCGCGCGCGUCGAAGCACGCGCGCGAUGACGCAUGACCCGUUCACGAUCGUCGUCGCCCCGGACGAGAGCGGGAAGUACGCGUACGGGGAGGUGUACCUCGACGACGGAAAAAGUUACGCGUUUGAAGAAAAAGACGCGUUUUCGCGCAGGCAGAUCAUCUUCGAGGACGGCGACUCGCUCGUGUGCGCCGCGAAGUGGCGCGGCGGGUCGUGGGGGUGGACCACGCACGACGCGGAGCAGAAACAUCUCGAGGGCGACCCGCUCGCGUUCCCGGAGAUCGCCGCGGAGGUGGAGAGGGUCAUCGUGCUGGGUCCGCGGCGAUUCGGCGAAGACGCAGAGGUGAGGAAUAAACGGAAGGAGAUUCACCUCGUGAGCGCGAGCGGGAAGGAAGGGUCGCCCGCGGCGGCGACCGCGGUCAAGAAGCCCGGGGUCGUUCUCGCGCAGGACUGGAGCAUCCUCUUCAGCGUCGCGGACUGACGCGACGGACGGACGGAUCGACGAAAGCGAACGCGGACGCGAGCCCGCGACGACGACGUAGUCCGGUCAAUGU
Molecule: messenger RNA, 2791 nt
Organism: Micromonas pusilla CCMP1545
Lineage: Eukaryota; Viridiplantae; Chlorophyta; Mamiellophyceae; Mamiellales; Mamiellaceae
Product: glycoside hydrolase family 31 protein
Exons: 5
Coding region: 328-2718 (796 amino acids)
Biological process (GO): carbohydrate metabolic process; N-glycan processing
Molecular function (GO): alpha-glucosidase activity; carbohydrate binding
Source: RefSeq, a predicted model, not a curated record